AUGGCGGUUGGGAGAUUCUUUUAUGAUGCAUGCAUUCCUACUAAUAUUGUGAAUUCCUUCUACUUCAAGCCAAUGUUGGAUGUUAUAUCUGCAAUUGGUCCUGGAUAUAAGGGUCCAAAUUACUAUAAGUUCCGGAUUAAUCUUUUAAAGGAUGCCAAGAAGGAAGUUCAGUUACUUGUGGACUCUUAUCGUGCAAUUUGGGCAAAAGUUGGGUGUACAAUAAUGGGUGAUGGUUGGACAGAUAAUAGACAAAGAACACUCAUCAACUUCCUUGUGUAUUGUCCUGAAGGAAUAUCGUUUGUGAAAUCUGUUGAUGCUUCGGACAUUGUCAAGGAUGCAACUAAUUUGUUUCAGUUAUUUGAUGAGGUGAUUGAAUGGGUGGGUCCACUCAAUGUAGUUCAUGUAGUGACUGAUAAUGCAGCAAAUUAUGUGACCACAUGGAGAUUGAUUUCUCAGAAGCAUAAACACAUUAAUUGGUCACCUUGUGCAGCUCAUUAUCUUAAUUUGUUCUUUAAGGAUAUUGGUAAGAUAGACCAUGUUGCUGAACUUGUAAGACGUGCAUCAAAGGUGACAAUUUUUGUGUAUAAUCAUAUUGCUUUGUUAAGUUGGUUAAGAAAAAAGGAAGGAUGGACAGAGAUUCUGCGACCUGGUGCAACUCACUUUGCUACUACUUUCAUUGCACUCAAGAGUCUUCAUGAUCAUAAACAUGACUUGCAAGCUUUGGUGACUAGUAAGUUCUUUGUGGACUCUAGAUAUUCAAAGGAUUAUAAAAGCAAAGUUGCAGUUUCCAUCAUCUUGGAUAAUAGAUUUUGGAAUGAUUGUUUGAUUGUUGUGAAUCUUAUGUCUCCACUAAUGUGUUUAUUGCGUAUUGUUGAUUGUGAUGAGAGGCCUUCGAUGGGAUAUGUGUAUGAAGGCAUGUAUAGGGUUCGUUUGGGCAUCAAGAAAUUGUUUAACUAUAGCGAAAGACUAUACAAGCCUUAUACAGAGAUCAUAAAGCAACGUUGGGAUCAACAACUAAAGAAAAGCAUUCAUUCAGCAGCUUAUUGGUUGAAUCCAUGUUUCCAAUAUGAUUAG
Molecule: messenger RNA, 1074 nt
Organism: Vitis riparia (riverbank grape)
Lineage: Eukaryota; Viridiplantae; Streptophyta; Magnoliopsida; Vitales; Vitaceae
Exons: 1
Coding region: 1-1074 (357 amino acids)
Source: RefSeq, a predicted model, not a curated record